Molecule: messenger RNA, 705 nt
Organism: Schistocerca serialis cubense
Lineage: Eukaryota; Metazoa; Arthropoda; Insecta; Orthoptera; Acrididae
Product: myrosinase 1-like
Exons: 6
Coding region: 1-705 (234 amino acids)
Biological process (GO): carbohydrate metabolic process
Molecular function (GO): beta-glucosidase activity
Source: RefSeq, a predicted model, not a curated record
AUGUCUGAAUUUGGUGAUAUUAAAACAAGAGCGAACGUGUACCGCUUCUCGAUUUCCUGGCCACGCAUCCUUCCAACUGGGGACCUUGACGUCAUCAACCAGCCGGGUAUCGACUACAACAACAACCUCAUCAACGAGUUGCUCGCCAACGGAAUUCAGCCUCUGGUGACGAUGUACCACUGGGACCUGCCUCAAGCGCUGCAGUACCUCGGAGGCUGGCCCAAUGAGUUGAUGGCCGACUACUUUGUGGAGUACGCCAGGAUAGUGUUUGAAAACUUCGGAGACAGGGUGAAGUGGUGGAUCACGUUCAACGAACCGGCCUACUUCUCCAAUGCGUACGCGAGCGUCGGCUUCGCGCCGUCGCAGAACGCCUCCGGCAUCGGCGACUACCUGUCCACCCACACGGUGAUCAAGGCGCAUGCGCGCGUCUGGCACCUGUACGACGAGCAGUACAGAGCGACACAGAACGGAGCUGCGACGAAUGACUAUGUUGCAGGCUCGGCAGACUUUAUCGGACUGAACCACUACAGCACAGACUUCGUGACGUCGGGUGAGAAAAGCCGCGACUCCGGCGUCGUCACCUCCCGUAACGAGGGUUUCUUGGGAGCUCUCCUGGAAGCUGUGAACACGGACGGAGUUCCAGUGAUCGGGUACACAACGUGGUCUCUCAUGGACAACCUGGAAUGGAAUUUAGGAUUCACAUAA